Messenger RNA from Heteronotia binoei (common prickly gecko), 4980 nucleotides. It is a transcript of the gene BICD2, whose product is annotated as BICD cargo adaptor 2. Lineage: Eukaryota; Metazoa; Chordata; Lepidosauria; Squamata; Gekkonidae. Bases 354 to 2801 code for a protein of 815 amino acids. Gene Ontology annotation, biological process: protein localization to organelle; microtubule anchoring at microtubule organizing center; regulation of microtubule cytoskeleton organization. Gene Ontology annotation, molecular function: cytoskeletal adaptor activity; dynein complex binding; dynactin binding. The transcript has 8 exons. The record is from RefSeq and is a predicted model, not a curated record. Gene Ontology annotation, cellular component: cytosol; Golgi apparatus.
CUUGACUGGGAGGCAGCCGGGACUACAAGUCCUAGAAUGCCGCAGGCUCCCUGGCUGGCCGUUCCUUUUGAAUGAUUUCACUGCGGUUUACAUUCCCAGCUAGUUUCGCAGGACGCAUCAUGGUGUAAGGAGCCACCAGAUCGCUGGCGUGUUCGGCAGGCGCAAGAAGCCUCCUUGUUUAAUGGCAGCCUGGGAAGAUUGCGCUGGCAGGGAGAGGGGGAUGGCAAGCCGACGGCUGCCGUGGUUUUAAAGGCUGCGAAAGGGGGUUUGCCACAGCCUAUCCCUCCUGCUUGCUUCCCCUACCUCUUUUUGCUCCGUCUGGAAACCCCCUUCUCGCAGCCUUGUCCCCAAAGAUGUCUCUGUCCAUGGAAGAGGAAGAAUACACCAAGCUGGUGAUGGAAUCGGAACCCGAGUGGCUGCGCACUGAGAUCAAGCGGCUCUUCCAGGAGCUGGGCGAGACCACCCGGGAGAAGAUCCAGGCUGCCGAGUACGGGCUGGCAGUGCUGGAGGAGAAGCAGCAGCUGAAGCAACAAUAUGAGGAGCUGGAGCUGGAGUACGAGACCAUCCGCACCGAGAUGGAGCAGCUGAAGGAGGCUUUCGGGCAGGCUCAUACCAACCACAAGAAAGUUGCAGCAGAUGGGGAGAGCAGGGAAGAGACCUUGAUUCAGGAAUCUGCCACAAAGGAAGAGUACUACAUGAAAAAAGUCAUGGAGCUGCAGACAGAACUGAAACAGCUGCGGAAUGUUCUUGCCAACACCCAGUCUGAAAAUGAACGCUUGAAUUCUGUCGCACAGGAACUGAGAGAGAUGAAUCAGAAUGUGGACGUACAGAGGGGCCGCUUGCGAGAUGACAUCAAAGAGUACAAGUUCCGAGAAGCCCGUCUGCUGCAAGAUUACACCGAGCUCGAGGAGGAGAACAUCUGCCUGCAGAAACAAGUGUCUGUUCUGAAACAGAAUCAGGUGGAGUUUGAAGGGCUAAAGCAUGAAAUCAAGAGGCUUGAAGAGGUAACUGAAUUCCUCAACAGCCAGCUAGAAGAUGCCAUACGGUUGAAAGAGAUAUCUGAACGCCAGCUUGAGGAGGCCUUGGAGACCCUAAAGACAGAACGUGAACAAAAGAAUAACCUUCGCAAGGAGCUGUCGCAUUAUAUGAAUAUCAAUGAUUCCAUGUACACCAGCCACUUGAACAUCUCCUUGGAUGGACUGAAGUUCAGCGAUGAAACCACAGAGCCCAACAAUGAUGAAAUAGUGAAUGGCUUUGAACAAAACUGCCUGAGUAAAAUCAACAAUGGCAACAAUAAAACAUCUGUGCCGAAGAAAAAUGAAAGCUUCCCUCCUGCUCCUAGCCUUGUCUCAGACCUCUUAAGUGAGCUGAAUAUAUCUGAAAUCCAAAAGCUGAAACAGCAGCUUGUGCAGAUGGAAAGGGAAAAGAUGAAUUUGUUGUCCACGCUUCAAGAGUCUCAGAAACAGCUGGAGAAUACCCGGGGAGCCCUUUCAGAGCAACAUGAGAAAGUUGGCAGGCUCACAGAGAAUCUAAAUGCCAUGAAGAAGCUCCAGGUCAGCAAGGAACGUCAGUCAGCUCUUGACAAUGAAAAGGAACGUGAUAGCCAUGAAGAUGGAGAUUAUUAUGAGGUUGACAUCAAUGGCCCAGAGAUUUUAGAAUGCAAGUACAAAGUGGCUGUGGCAGAGAUUAGCGACUUGAAAGAAGAGCUUAAAAUCCUUAAGGCCAAAUAUGAGGAAUGUGAGUCCAAGUAUGAAGAGGAGAAGAACAAGUAUGAAACAGAAACUCAAGCUCUGACACAAAAGAUCACAUCACUGGAAAAAUCUAGUAGGCAAGAUAGGGAGCAGGUAGUCAGGCUGGAGAAGGAACUCAAGAAAGUCAGUGAUGUUGCUGGGGAAACCCAAGGCAGUCUCAGUGUUGCCCAAGAUGAACUAGUCACCUUCAGCGAAGAGCUAGCUAACCUGUACCAUCAUGUUUGUAUGUGCAACAAUGAAACUCCAAACCGGGUGAUGCUGGAUUACUACAAAGAGGGUAAAGGAGGACGCACCAGUCCAGAGAGCAAAGGCCGCAGGUCACCAAUCCUGCUCUCCAAGGGCUUGUUGUCUAUAGACUUAGGAAAAUCAGAAAAUGGGAAUGGUGACAGCAGUCCAUCACCAGUGUCAUCUCUCCCUUCACCGGUAUCAGAUCCUAGGAAGGAACCAAUGAACAUUUACAAUCUGAUUGCCAUAAUUCGUGACCAGAUAAAGCAUCUGCAGGCAGCUGUAGAUAGAACAACAGAGUUGUCCAGACAACGAGUGACUACACAAGAACUUGGGCCAGUAGUGGACAAAGACAAAGAAGCUCUUAUGGAGGAAAUCUUAAAGCUGAAAUCUCUGUUAAGCACCAAAAGAGAGCAAAUAGCAACUCUAAGAACUGUUCUAAAGGCCAACAAGCAGACGGCAGAAGUUGCCCUUGCCAAUUUAAAAAGCAAAUAUGAAAAUGAAAAGGCCAUGGUUACAGAAACCAUGAUGAAGCUCCGAAAUGAGCUGAAGGCUUUAAAAGAAGAUGCUGCUACCUUCUCUUCUCUGAGGGCUAUGUUCGCUACCAGAUGCGAUGAAUACGUCACCCAGCUGGAUGAAAUGCAACGCCAGCUCGCUGCAGCCGAAGAUGAGAAGAAGACUUUGAACUCCUUGCUCCGCAUGGCCAUUCAGCAGAAGCUGGCCUUGACCCAGCGCCUUGAGCAUCUUGAGCUGGAUCAUGAGCAAGCCAAAAGGGUGCGCACAAAAUCCACUUCCAAAGCCAAGAGUAGUAACCCCAGUCUGUAGAGUAGUUCCUGGAGAAGACCAUUGCAACUGUGCAACUUCGUAUCUUAGCCUGUGGUGAUAACCCAUUGCACAAAGAGUGGAAACCACUGAUAAUGACCCCCCCCCCCUUUUAAAGCAAAGCCACACAAUUUUCAAUCCGCUUUCAGCUUGGGCUUUUUAAAAAUUUCCUUUUUUGGCAAAUUAUGUCUGGAUACAAAAAAAAAGCUUUACACCCUUAAGUGCUGCUGCAGGAAGAAACCUUACAAAUGCUGAAGGAAACCUACUUCAUAAUGUAAUAAUUGCCAUGGCGGCUCACUCUGGCCUGCUAGAAAUGUUCCGAUGGGUAUUUAAUUUCCUUAGAGCAUUCAUUUUUUUUAAAAAAAAAAGUCUGUUUAAACCUGUGCACUUUUAAUAUUUUGAUAUUUACUUUCUUUUUAUUCUUUUUGUAGAAGAGUUUAUAUAUUAAAAAAUCCAGUGAUUUAUGUUAAUAAUUUCCCUCCAGUUUGGAUUUGUGCUUUGAUGGUUUCUAUUGUUUUCCAUUUGCAUUUGGCAGAGUUAUAUAUUAUCUUGGUUUUGCUCUACACUGUGUUUAAAAAAAGAACUUCAAAACAAUCUGUGGGUUCUGUUAAAGUAUAUAUGUGCUGGGAGCCAGCAGCUUGCUUUCUCUGCUCAGUUUUUUAAUUAUAAAAUGUUAAGCUUUAUCUGUUUUUAAAUUACUGAUUUUAACUGCCAUGUUAAUUGAGAAAUCCAGGGUAUUCAAAUUCUGGGGUUUUUUCAUAUUGUAUUAUUAUUCUUAGGAAUAGUUCAAUGUAACAAGAAGAAAACUUGACUUUGCUCUGGUUAAAACAGUGAUAGGCACUUGAAAAAAUUUAGUGUUACCUAUAAAUUCCAGAAUGUCUGGGUUUUAGGAAGAUGUUACAACGUAUGAUUGGUUAACAGAAUUUUGUACAACAAUAUCACUUAAAUUCCAAAUUGGAAUUGUUUUUGUUACUACUUUGUUUUAUUGUGCCAAAUUGUGGUACAUUCUAAGAAGACAAAUUCUAAAGUUGUCAGUGAUGGGGUGUUCUAUUUCAGCGCCUUUGUGUUGUUUAAUUGUUGCCAGUAGUGCCUUUCAUAAUUUUAAGGGAGAGCGUAGGCUAGUUUAGUCUGUCCAAGAAGAAAGAAACAGUGGUUUUGGAACCAAGGGAUCCAUAUGGAGCAAUAAGUGCAAAAUGAACUCCCCUAUCGCACAUUUUUUUAAUGGCUAGACCAACUAUAGAGAUGAUAUAUGCGCAAAUUGUAAAAAAUUCUGUUAGUCAAUGAUACUUCAUCCUGCAAAUCCUUGCAAAUUCAGGGGCUUAAAAGAAAAAAAAUAUUAAAUGAAACCUGAUUUAUACUUUGUGAACCAAAUGGAUUUUAUUGAACAAAAUAAUAAGCAAAAUGUAUUAACGCAUUUGUGGUUGCAGUACAGAGGAUGUUUGGGGAUUUUUGGUGUUCUGGUAGCUGUAUGGUGGUGGAUCCAGUUUAACCAUAGUAUUGUUUGCAAAUGUGAAGAAGACGAAGAGGACAACAUUUAAUAUUUUUCUCUUGCAUGUUAUAUCUAAUCAUUGUAAUUUCAGGAAACAGAAACUGAAAUGUGCCUCAACAAGAUGUACCUGCUUGUUGUGGUGCUAAUUGUUGAGGCUACUUGGAAUGAUUAAAUUGGUACUUCAGGGGGAGGGGCUUCCUCCUUUUUAAAAAAAAAGUAAAAAUUGUAAUAAUAAUGUCAUGGGGAAGAGAUUUCUGUUUGCUGGAAAAAAACCUUUAUAAUUCCUAGAAGUGGGGACUUAUAUUUUCAUCUUUUGGUUACAGUAUUGAUGCAUAUUAUGUUUAAAAUUACAUCUCUAUGUGGGUAUUUAUUUGAAAUGUCAAAGUACUGUAUUAUGUUUUUAUGUGCAUUACCUUUUAGUGGUGGAUUGGUCUCCAUUUUAUUGUUAUAUGCAUGUACCUUUUGCCAAGUAACCUUUACACAGACCUGGAAAAAAGUGGAUGUAAUUGCUUAAAAGAAAGAUGUGGAAGCUGAUUAAGGGAUACUCUGUGUUAAUUUGAUAACUUUAGGAUGUGUAGAAGGCAAAAAAAAUGUUAAUUCCAAAUUAAUCCAAAAAAGCGUGGGUUGUAUAGGAAAGCAAUCUACCUAUGUAAAGGUAGUCACAUUGGCAGUAUCAAUAAAGGAGAAAGAAGA